Molecule: messenger RNA, 1241 nt
Organism: Hemicordylus capensis (graceful crag lizard)
Lineage: Eukaryota; Metazoa; Chordata; Lepidosauria; Squamata; Cordylidae
Exons: 3
Coding region: 161-943 (260 amino acids)
Source: RefSeq, a predicted model, not a curated record
GUGCCUGCCUAUGCUCACAUUCUGCCUGGUACAGAAAGUGAUCCUCUAUAAACACAAACUCAGCUAUCUGGCCUCAAGCCACACCCCUGUGAUUAGGGCUAUUACAAAAUAUCUGUGUAUUCAGGAGGCCAUGCAAUUUUGAAGGACACCCUUACGCCCCAUGACCCUACCUUUACCGAUGGCACCUGUGAAGCCUAGAAGGGGUCGUUCCAAAUAUGGUUUAAUGAGGAGCCUCUCCUACUCUCCACCCUCGAGCCUGAAAAAUGGACUAGAUCUGGACUCCUGUGCCACUCCUGAAGGUGUGCCUGUGGAAACGGAGAACAGAGACCCUCAAGAAGUAGAGUGGGAAUCUGAGAGCCGAGAACCACCAGUAACAGCCCUAAAGCAGAGAAACGUGAGUUCAUCAUCAUCAGAUUCUGAAACAGAAGCUCCUGUGAAACCAAAGCUGCGUAGGAAAAAGCAACGGGUUAGGAGCAGACCCCACUUUGAUUGGUGUGAUGAGCAAUGUUGUGAUAGUUCAUGUGGGGAGUAUACUUAUUCUGAUGAGUGUGGGUGCGGAUCUGAGCAGUGGUCAUCCAGGCCAAGGGUAUCCUAUCGUUUGCUCAAAUGCUGCAGUUCGAGCGAAGAUUGGUCAUCAUGUGAAUGUGAGACGCCGAGUCCUAGCCAGAAUCAUUACUCUUAUUGUAGGGCUGUGUGUUUCACAUCAGCAUCUGAGAGUGAGGAGGAUGUCACUGAUGGAUGUGUACUUACAAUACCUGCAGAGAAAACAGCAGCUGAGGAGCAGGACGAAUCGGUUGAAGAACCAUCUAUGGGAACUGGACCCCAAGAGUCUGAAGAGGCGAUUGUGGAACCUGAGGGGAGAGAACGAGUACCCCCCAAUCCCAGAAACGCCUUGGGAGUACCGGUGUGCCGAUCAGCGUUGUUGGAUGUGCGACGAUUGUGAGACACCAUGGCCAUCCAGCCCUACAGAGGCUUACUUAAGGGAUGUAAGCGUUACAUCAGCAGCCGAAGGUGAGGAGGAAUGUAUGGAUAGUGGUAUGGUUACCAAGGCCAUGCCUGAAGAGCUAAAUGAAAAUGUGGAGGUUCCCAAGAUGGUGAGCCACAUGCCUUUUAUUGUGUAUGAUUAGUUUGUUUUACUUAAUGCCCUGUUUUAUUAAAGUGUUGUCCCCUCUUAUUUGUACAGGCCAGGAACUUUGAGAACAUGCAUCUUGGCGAUGUCAACCUUUCCUGUAUCACAUGUG